Molecule: messenger RNA, 10754 nt
Organism: Elgaria multicarinata webbii
Lineage: Eukaryota; Metazoa; Chordata; Lepidosauria; Squamata; Anguidae
Gene: ARHGAP35
Product: Rho GTPase activating protein 35
Exons: 7
Coding region: 475-4989 (1504 amino acids)
Biological process (GO): regulation of cell size; regulation of axonogenesis; Rho protein signal transduction
Cellular component (GO): cytosol
Molecular function (GO): GTPase activator activity; GTP binding; GTPase activity
Source: RefSeq, a predicted model, not a curated record
UUCUCCUCAGCAGCGGCAGCAGCUACUACUCCUUGUGAGGCAAAGAAGCCGCCUCACUUGCCGCCAUUACAGGCCUCGCUCGCUCUCUUCCGUCUCUUCCCUCACCGCGCAGGGACCGAGGGAAGGAAGGAAGGAAGGAAGAGAGAGAGAGAGAGGGAGAGGGAGAGGGAGGGAGGGGAACAUGGCGCCGCCUCCUUCUCCUCCCGCUGCCGCCUCGGGUCCUUCUCCGCCCCGCCCCGAGAGCCCGGCCCGGACCCGCUGCGGAUCCGGGGGAAAUGCUGUCUAUCCAGUUGUGAGGACCAGUGACAUUUGAGCUGCCGCCGGUGCACGCAGCAUGGGAACAACCAUCUUCUCUGCUCUGGCGAUCAUUCACCUGGAUUGCUAAUAGUCACCCAAUCAUUUUUGAGAUUGUAUGGAAGUACAGCAGACACUAAUACCCUACGAAGCAGCCAAGUGUAACAGGAUGUUUGGACGAUGAUGAUGGCAAGGAAGCAAGAUGUUCGCAUUCCCACCUACAACAUCAGUGUGGUGGGGUUGUCUGGGACAGAAAAAGAGAAGGGGCAGUGUGGCAUUGGGAAAUCCUGCCUGUGCAAUCGGUUUGUACGGCCCAGGGCAGAUGACUUCCAUUUGGACCACACUUCAGUUCUCAGCACCAGUGACUUUGGAGGACGAGUUGUUAACAAUGACCACUUCUUGUACUGGGGGGAAGUUGUGCGUUCUUUGGAGGACUGUGUGGAAUGUAAAAUGCAUAUUGUGGAACAGACUGAAUUUAUUGAUGAUCAAACUUUCCAGCCUCACCGCAGCACAGCCCUGCAGCCCUACAUCAAAAGGGCUGCUGCAACUAAACUUGCAUCAGCUGAAAAGCUCAUGUACUUUUGCACUGAUCAGCUUGGGCUGGAGCAGGACUUUGAACAGAAGCAGAUGCCGGAUGGGAAGCUCCUGAUAGAUGGCUUUCUUCUCUGCAUUGAUGUCAGCAGGGGUAUGAACAGGAACUUUGACGAUCAGCUCAAGUUUGUUUCAAACCUGUACAAUCAACUCACAAAAACGAAAAAGCCCACUGUGGUAGUUCUGACAAAGUGUGAUGAAGGCGUGGAGCGGUACAUUAGAGAUGCGCACACUUUUGCCUUAAGCAAAAAGAACCUCCAGGUGGUUGAGACGUCUGCCAGAUCCAAUGUGAAUGUUGACUUGGCUUUCAGCACUUUAGUGCAGCUGAUCGACAAAAGCAGGGGCAAGACUAAAAUUAUCCCUUACUUUGAGGCUUUGAAGCAUCAGAGCCAACAGAUUGCUGCUGCAAAAGAUAAAUACGAGUGGCUGGUGAGCCGCAUUGUCAAAAAUCACAAUGAGACUUGGUUGAAUGUCUCACGGAAGAUGCAGUCCUCUCCAGAGUAUCAGGAUUAUGUGUAUCUGGAAGGGACACAGAAAGCCAAGAAGCUCUUCCUGCAGCACAUUCAUCGCCUCAGGCAAGAGCAUAUAGAGCGCAGGAGGAAGAUGUAUCUUGCUGCUUUGCCCCUUGCUUUUGAUGCCCUCAUUCCAGACCUUGAUGACAUAAAUCACUUGAGCUGCAUAAAAGUGGAGAAACUGUUGGAGACUAAGCCAGACUUCUUAAAGUGGUUUGUUGUUCUUGAGGAGACUCCCUGGGAUGCCACCAGCCAUAUCGACAACAUGGAGAAUGACCGCAUUCCAUUUGAUCUGAUGGAGACCCUGCCUGCACAGCAGCUCUAUGAAGCUCAUCUAGAAAAGCUGAGGGAUGAAAGGAAAAGGGCAGAAAUGAGAAGGGCCUUCAAAGAGAAUUUGGAGACUUCACCUUUCAUAACACCAGGAAAACCUUGGGAAGAGGCUCGCAGUUUCAUCAUGAAUGAGGAUUUUUAUAUGUGGCUUGAAGAGUCUGUCUACAUGGAUAUUUAUAGCAGACAUCAAAAGCAAAUUAUAGAAAAGGCUAAGGAGGAAUUUCAAGAGCUGCUUCUAGAAUAUUCAGAGCUCUUCUAUGAACUGGAGCUGGAUGCCAAACCCAGCAAGGAGAAAAUGGGUGUCAUCCAGGAUGUGCUGGGUGAAGAGCAAAGAUUUAAAGCAUUACAAAAGCUACAAGCUGAGCGAGAUGCUCUGAUCUUAAAACACAUUCAUUUUGUGUACCACCCAACAAAGGAAACCUGUCCCAGCUGUCCAGCUUGCAUAGAUGCUAAAAUUGAGCACUUGAUAAGUUCCAGGUUUAUAAGGCCAUCAGAUCGCAAUCAGAAAAACUUGCUUUCAGAUUCCAAUAUAGAUAGAAUCAACCUAGUCAUUCUUGGUAAAGAUGGACUCGCACGUGAAUUAGCAAAUGAGAUUCGAGCUCUUUGCACGAACGAUGACAAGUAUGUGAUAGAUGGGAAAAUGUAUGAACUCUCUUUGAGACCGAUAGAGGGUAACGUCAGACUUCCUGUUAAUUCUUUCCAGACACCAACAUUUCAGCCACAUGGUUGCCUCUGCCUUUAUAACUCUAAGGAAUCUCUGUCUUAUGUUGUUGAAAGUAUUGAAAAGAGUAGGGAGUCUACCCUUGGCCGAAGGGACAACCACUUAGUUCAUCUUCCUUUGACGCUGAUUCUAGUGAAUAAGAGAGGAGAUACCAGUGGUGAAACACUACAUAGCUUAAUACAGCAAGGACAGCAAAUUGCCAGUAAGCUACAAUGUGUGUUCCUUGAUCCUGCUUCUACUGGCAUUGGAUAUGGGCGUAAUAUUAAUGAAAAGCAAAUCAGUCAAGUUUUGAAAGCCUUGCUAGACUCGAAGCGCAACUUAAAUCUUAUGAGCUCAACAGCAAGUAUUAAAGAUCUGGCUGAUAUUGACUUGCGGAUUGUUAUGUGCUUGUUGUGUGGAGAUCCUUUUAACGCAGAUGAUAUUCUUCUACCUAUUCUUCAGUCCCAAACCUGUAGGCCUUCCCAUUGUGGAAGUAGCAAUUCUGUGUUACUUGAAUAUCCCAUAGGACCACACAAGAGGCGCAUAGAACUCUCCUUGCUUUCAUACCAUUCCUCAUUUAGCAUUAGAAAAAGCUGGUUGGUCCAUGGCUACAUUUUGUUUUAUUCGGCAAAACGUAAAGCAUCUUUGGCUAUGUUACGUGCCUUUCUUUGUGAAGUGCAGGAUAUUAUUCCUGUUCAGAUAGUGGCACUCACUGAUGACUCAAUAGAUGUUCUAGACAAUGAUUUAAGUAGAGAACAGUUAACUGAAGGAGAGGAAAUUGCCCAGGAUAUAGAAGGAAAGUUUGCAACCAUCCCUUGUAGUCAGCCUCGACAUAAACUAGAGAUUUUUCAUCUGUUUUUCAAAGACGUAGUCGAGAGAAAAAACAUAAUUGAGGCCACUCACAUGUAUGAUAAUGCUGCUGAAGCCUGCAGUACUACAGAAGAAGUGUUCAAUUCUCCCCGGGCUGGCUCACCUCUUUGCAAUUCCAAUCUUCAGGAUUCAGAAGAAGAUAUUGAGCCUCCAACCUACAGCCCUUUCAGAGAGGACACGUCCAUACCCACUUUGUCCAAAGAUCUUUCUAAACUUUCCAUGGAACUGGAGGGGAAUGAUGGUCUUUCUGUCUUUUCUGUUAUGAGCACUUUUGAAAGCAAGUUGAACAACAAAGUACCUCCGCCAGUGAAACCAAAGCCCCCUGUCCAUUUUGAUAUCACAAAGGGGGAUCUCUCUUAUUUGGAUCAAGGGCAUAGGGAUGGACAGAGGAAGUCUGUGACUUCUAGUAGCUGGCCACCUACAGAUGGCUUUGACCCUUCAGAUUAUGCAGAACCCAUGGAUGCAGUAGUAAAACCAAGAAAUGAGGAAGAAAAUAUCUACUCUGUGCCUCAUGACAGCACCCAAGGCAAAAUAAUUACCAUUCGUAACAUAAACAAAACUCAGUCUAAUGGCAGCGGCAAUGGGUCGGACAGUGAAAUGGACACAAGCUCCCUAGAACGUGGUCGAAAGGUUUCCAUUAUUAGUAAACCAGUGUUGUAUCGGACAAGAUGCACAAGACUUGGGAGAUUUGCCAGUUUCAGGACCAGUUUCAGUGUAGGGAGUGAUGAUGAACUGGGGCCUAUUAGGAAGAAAGAAGAAGACCAGACGUCCCAAGGAUAUAAGGGAGAUAAUGCUGUAAUUCCAUAUGAAACUACUGAUGAAGAUCCAAGGAAAAGGAAUAUCUUGCGUAGCUUAAGGAGGACAACCAAGAAACCAAAGCCUAAGCCUCGGCCAUCUAUCACGAAGACUACAUGGGAGAGCAACUAUUUUGGGGUGCCUUUGACCACUGUAGUGACACCAGAAAAACCCAUUCCAAUUUUUAUUGAGAGAUGUAUUGAGUACAUUGAAGCAACAGGGUUGAGUACUGAAGGUAUAUAUCGGGUGAGUGGAAACAAAUCUGAGAUGGAAAGUUUACAGCGGCAGUUUGAUCAAGAUCACAAUCUGGAUCUUGUAGAGAAGGACUUCACUGUGAAUGCUGUAGGCGGAGCCAUGAAGAGCUUCUUCUCAGAACUGCCUGACCCCCUGGUACCUUACAACAUGCAGAUUGAACUGGUGGAGGCUCACAAGAUCAAUGACAGAGAGCAGAAGUUGCACGCACUCAAAGAGGUGCUGAAGAAAUUUCCCAAGGAGAACUACGAGGUCUUCAAAUAUGUUAUCUCUCACUUGAACAAAGUGAGCCACAACAGCAGAACCAACCUGAUGACAAGCGAGAACCUCUCCAUUUGCUUCUGGCCCACCUUGAUGAGGCCUGACUUCAGCACCAUGGAUGCGCUCACCGCCACGCGCAUUUAUCAGACAAUCAUAGAACUCUUCAUCCAACAAUGCCCUUUCUUUUUCUACAAUCGACCCAUAAUUGAGCCCCCCGGUGCCACGCCCAGCUCUCCCUCUGCCCUUCCUGCCAGCAUGCCUUUCCUGUCCUCCACACCUGUGAUGGUCCAGCCAUCCCCUCCGCAGACUCCUCCUCCCUCACCACAGUCUCCUCUCCAGCCCCUUCUUCCACCCCAGCUUCAGGCUGAGCAGCACACACUGUGAACCUCGGCGCAGGAAGACAUAGAGGCCUGUUCUUACCUGCAGAACCGAGACUGGAGACUCAGCCCUGGAAUCUCUUGGCCCUCUCCCCCCCCCACCCCCCACGCUCUGUUGCAAACUUCAGCUGCGCUAAGCAGCGGCCUGGUAGGGCAGCGGCAAGUUGGCGCAUCGGACACAUGUGAAGCCUUGGUUCUGCCUCAGUGCCUGGCACAGAAGAGCCUGCUGGGUCAAGGAUGAUGUUGGACGUUCCUCUGAGCAGGAGAGUUCUGGACCUCUCUUUCAAUGCAGAAUCUGUUUGGUCAGAAUCAGUUCUGACCUAAGCAAACCUGUAGAACUCAUGUGAACACUGCCAAGUUUAGCUGGGCGGGGCUUAGACCAGUGACUUUGGAUGAGUGUUUGUGAAUCUCUCCUGUUCCUUCUCCUCUUUAGCCCAUGCAUGAACAGAGAGGACCUGCUAGAGUCUGACAGGAGAUGGGGCCUUUCCCCAAAAAACAUUCCACGAGCUACAGCCGAGGCUUGUCCUGCAGUGUUGGACAUCUCACCCAUUUUGGGGGACCAUAAUUUCAGCUUAGACCAAUUUGCACCAUCCCAGCAUAGCUGCUCAGAAGGUCUGGACCAACAUGUCUGAAAGAAAGGCUUUUUAUGUUUUGGCAAGGCUGGAGUGUACCUUUCUCUUGACUUUUUAAGUAACAGCCAAUCGUAAAGUGGGAAGUAAGUCCCCUUGAAACCAACAAAACAAGGAAUACUAGAAAACCGGAACAUUUCCACCAUCUGCUGGUUGGGUUGUUUUUAAUCUGUCAAAACAGUGUGGGACAAUGGCUCCUUUUUACUUGUGCGGAGAAUUUGUGCGCGGCAGAGGUUCCCUGGCAGGGUCGGGCAGGGGCAGCCCAGGUUUGGUCUGGCUGGUUCUGCUGUCUUCAUUUGACAAAUCAUGACAUAUCUCUCACCACCUUCCCUCCCCGUCUCCCCAGCAGAACGUUGGUGUUAGCACUUAACAGAGGGGAGGAGAGAAUACGUGUGCAUUUUGCAAACACAGACAAUGUUUUGCUGUCUGACUUGGGGUUAGCUUCAUUUGGAACACUUACGCUUACAGAAACACUAUUGUUAAUCUGUGUGUGUGUGUGUGUGUGUGUGUGUGUGUGGGCAUGGGAUUGGAAGCACGUAUGGCUAGAAUCAUGGCUUUUUAAAAGACGUUGCCAGUGGAAAUACGUUUAAGCAUAAAACAUGAUGCAGGAAAGAUAUUGAGAGAAGUGCAAGACUAGAAUUCCCUUUCCUUCCCCCCCCCCCCCCCGCUAAAAGAAAAAAGCAGUUGGAAGAGGUGAACCAGGAGAAAAGCACCACUGGAGCGGCUUUGGAAGCCCCCAGUCGCCAUGUCACUGUGGUCGCCUAGAAUGGAUGAGUGAAUUUUGGUUUUGGAGACUCAGAACCCAGUUGGAAAUACCUGUUCAAGACACACACACACACGCUCACGCUCAUUAAGGCCUUGUUUCCUUCUAUUUCUACCCAGAUGCUGGGUACCGGGGCCGCCCCCGUAUCUCGCCUCUCCUUGGGUUGUUCAGUGCAUGUGUUUCUGCUGCUCACUGCCAAGGUGAAGGUGGCUUAAGGAGUGGCUGCAUGUCGUGGUGGGGGAAGGAUGGGGACCAACAUAGCUGGCAGGUUCUUAAAGCCUUUGGGCAAAACGUGAACUGCAAGGAAAUGAGGCGUGUGUCACAAGCGCAAUGCAUAGACCUUUACACGCGGAGCUGCUUAAGCUCGCCUCCCAGCCUGCUUUCAUGCUGUGUGUGUACACAUGCAGGUGUAUAUGCCCUGGCUCCACUGUUUGGUGCUCCCUUGCACAGUGCACUUGUCCCUUGGCCUUUACCCACACUUGAAGCCACUGUAUGUCCCUAUCGCCCUUAUACCCUGUAGUCUUUCUCCCCUUUUCUUCCCCUAGCUGCGGGUGAGUGUUGCAGCACACCCGGCUUCUCUAUUACUUGACCUGUGUUUGUUUCUUUGCACCUUGUGUGGGGUUCUGGAAGAGCUAGAAGUGAACCACUAAAGAUCAGCAGUUGAUCAUUCCUGGGCAGGCACCAUUUAAGUGAGUGAUGGUUGUAUAUAAGCAGUGCCUGGUAAACUGUCCUGUGUGUGUGAGUGUGAGUGUGAGGGAGGGUGGGUGGGUGGGUGGGAUGGAGUAUGCUUGUUUUCAUUGACAGGGCAGUUUUAACUGGAGUUUCCACGGUACCACUGGUAGGACACCUGGGAGCAAUCCCUAGGCCAUCCUUUCUGUCUCUUCGCACUUUAAAACAGAUCCUGUCAUUUAUGGCUAUUUUUAGCAUUUCAAGGAUGUGUGUGUGUUUAAAUUCAAGGGGCAGGGGAGAAACCCCAAUCCUUUCCAAAAUAAAACUCCUCCUUCGAUCUGUUCCUUUCUGGCAUACAGAGCCCAGUCUUCAGCAAACUGACUCUCUUCUAUAAAUAAGCUGAAUUAUCUACUCCUUAUUUUAGAACCACAUUUAAAGUUGUAUCUGUGUCAGGAUUGUGUGCUUGAAAGCAUCCCUUGCAAGCAUUCCUCCCAAGUUUUUAUAUUCUCAUGCGUUAAAAGAUGAAGCUUUUGUGUAAAUAAUGGAAACUUUGAGGGGUUUGUUUUAGACUGUUAAAAGGAAAGCAGAAUAUCCCACCUCCCUUUAAUUAUGCAUGUAUAACACUAAAGAAAAGGGGGGGAGCCCACAGGGAAGAGGAUGAUAAGGGGGCUGGAAAAGUUCCCCUCUGAACUUCCACCUAACAAAGAUGAGGGUCACUUCAUCUAUAUGUAGUUGUGGCUGGUGACCAUUGGUGGGUUUUUGCCACAAAUAACAUAGGCUGAGAGUCUUGUUUUCCACCUGGGACAGGUGACUUCUGUUGUGUAUGCAAGGCCUGUUUCUGUGCCUUCUCUAAGGGUCUGAUGCUAAACAUCUCCCUCUAAAAGGCCUCUUACACCUGUUUGGACUUAGAACAGUCGACCUUGCUAGUCUAUAUCUUGGAAAUGUUUAAUCAAUGUGGAGCACCUUUUCAAUUUGACUGUUUUCUGCUGCACCUUUUGCAUCUUCCUCCACAACCUAAUUAUUGCCUGCUUAUGGGCAUUCAAACAGGGCAUUUGAUGCAGAUUUCUUUCCAGUUGCUACUAUGUUGUGGGGAUACUGCCCCCCCCCCCCAUCCCACUGCUUUGAGUACAAAGCUUGGGGGUGGGGUGGGGCAGGGAGCAUAGCUGCAUGCUGGUUGGUUCUCUUCAGUUGCCAAUCUGUGGCCUUGUGAUUCUGUCCUCGGUUGCUGUGCUUGAAGGGGGAAGGUGCACCGUAGGAUGAGUUUUAAUUCUACCUGAUCCUUCCUAGUUUUCUAGAUGCAGUGUACUGAGGAAGUCUGUUCUGUGCAUAGAACAAAGAAAAUGUACCUUGUGUAUUCUUCAGAAUAUCAUGGUGGUCCUAUAGGAUUUACUCUUCCAAAUUCCACUUGGGACUCCUGUAAUUUUACAAAUCUGAUGGAGAAGUAAAGUUGGUAAUCCAGCCCAGCAGAAGUGGCGUUCAGUGGAGAACCAAGAGGCCUUUUCUUUUAAUUCUCUAUAAAUAAAAGUCCUUGGGAAGGAACAGACUUCCCCAUCUCUGUACCUACCUACCUGAAUUACACUCUGGGGCUAUUUGCAUUUAAUGGCAGCGAAUCAUGGGUUAAUUAAUCCAAGUUUUGCUACAGUGCAUGCUGGACACAUUCCACAGCCUCUUUGGAUAUUCAACCCGUGAUCUAGCCAAUCGGGUUACUACAUGACAUCCAAACCCAGAUACUCUAGGUUAAUCAUGGGUUAAACAACCCACAGUUAACCUAACUACUAAUUGUAGGCUAGUGUAUGGGUUUGGAUGUAGCAACCCCUAUUGGUGGUUAAAUAUUUAAGAUGGCUGUGGCACGCACCUAGCAGUAAAUCAUGGGUUGUUUAACCCAUGAUUUGCCACUGUUACAUGCGAACCAGAUCAGAACCAUUCCUUCUUUUGAGAUGAGUGACUCUGUUACCCACUUACUGGGCUCAAUGUCCUCUCUCUGUGGGGAAAAUAAAUUAAACUGCCUAAUUUCUCUUUGGUUACCGGGGCUCUUUUGAUACUAGUUAUGCUUGCUAAAGAAUUUGAUACUCUAGCACUCCACACACACACACCCCACACACCCUAAGCAGCAGUAUCCCUUUGCACCCACACCGGUGCCCCACUUCAAUGUCUGCACCAACUUCAUAUCACUUGUGUGCAGCGCAAAUAGUCCUGGCUUUUCCACUGCCGAAGUGGGCGGUUGGACAAUUGGAUGUCAUAGGCUGGGGGGGCUCAUAAAGGCAUCUGCUCCAGCCUGGCUAAACCCUGGCUUCCUCUGACCACAUUCUCCUGGAGGCUGCAAAAUGCUGCCCCUCCCAUUGGCCAAAUGUCGCCUUUUGCACCGCUGCAAGUGGCAGGAUCCUUGUAUUUAUUGCACAGUUUGGAGAGUUUCUCUCAAGGGUUUUCACGGACGCCCACAGGGACCUGCCUCGGUAGUCCAGAGCAUUGGUGCUCAAGGUUAUCCCGCUGCAUCGUUGUUUUUCGUUUUUCCUUUGAGAGAAUGGCUGGGCUUUGUUAUUUUGCAAUGGCUUUAAAUGGAAGGCACAGCAAAUUUGUAUGACUGACUGUUGUUUUUAAAAUAUACUAAACCGAUUUGCUUCUGUGGUUGAACAUGACAAACAUUUCAAGGUAGCAACUUAUUCCUUAGCAGCAUCACAAUUUAUCAGCUAACUUACACAUGUGAUUUUUUUUUUUUUUUUAAAGUUCUCUAAAAGGAAAGUUCUUAAUUGCUUGUCUGGAUCAUUUGUCCUUAACUUUGGUGAUUCAGCAGCAGCUGUUCAAAGUCUGACUUUGCAUUUUUUGUUCAUCUGGUUUUUGUUUCUCCUUGUCUGUUUGUCGCCUAGCCAGUGGGAAGUGCUUUGGUCCGUAGGUGAAGCAGUGACCACCAGCCACCCGUAAGGCAACCUUCCCCACUCGGAUGCUCUCCAGGUACGUUGGACUUCAACUGGCUGGCUGGGAGAUUGCUGGGAGUGGUAACACAUCUGGAGGGCAUCAGGUUGGGGAAAUCUGCCAUAAGGUAUGUCAUUCUGUCUGUCUAAACUGCAGCUCCAGUUAGUCUUCUGUAGAGGUUCGAAUGGGGGUGGGGGCAUUUCCCCCCCACUGCCUGUGUAAUAGGUCCUAGUUUAACUGUUAGGUUUAACCCCCUAUUUUGUUGUUAAAUUGAAAUACAAUAGCAAUAUUGUAUUUUAAAUGUAGUUUAAGGCAGGGCAUAAGUUAUUGUUUAAAUAAAAAAAACCCUUAAUUUUCCUCCCUGUGUACAUUUAAAAAUAAGCCCCAUCUGUUUCUCAAAUUGUAUGGGAAUAAAACUUAUCCUAAAAUGUUGGAUUUAGUUCUGCUCUCAGUUUAUUCCCACCCACCCCCACCCCGGUACUCGUAUUUUCACAUGUAAAAAAAUCUCUAUAUAUGUUGAAUUAACAAUUUUUUUUUAUUGAAGAGGAAGAAAUAUUAAUGGUCAUAAAAAUGUGUUAGUAGUUCCAGCUAAGUAUGUGCCCAGAACACUCUUCACAGAAACAAACAAAAAAUUGAAAAGAACUGUAUGUAAAGAAAAAUAUAAUGGUUAUUUCUCUGUAUUUUAGGAGCCUAACAACAUCCUUUAGUUAUUGGUGAUAGAAUAUCUUUCCUUUUUAUGCUUCUUUUAAGGACAUUUUUAACAAUUUGUGGUUCUUUCCCUCUCCCCCCCCCCCCCCCCCC